Molecule: messenger RNA, 4531 nt
Organism: Conger conger (European conger)
Lineage: Eukaryota; Metazoa; Chordata; Actinopteri; Anguilliformes; Congridae
Gene: eif3s10
Product: eukaryotic translation initiation factor 3, subunit 10 (theta)
Exons: 22
Coding region: 155-4069 (1304 amino acids)
Biological process (GO): translation reinitiation; formation of cytoplasmic translation initiation complex
Cellular component (GO): eukaryotic translation initiation factor 3 complex, eIF3m; eukaryotic translation initiation factor 3 complex, eIF3e; multi-eIF complex
Molecular function (GO): mRNA binding; translation initiation factor activity
Source: RefSeq, a predicted model, not a curated record
GGAAACUCGGGUCAUGAAGAAGGGUCACUCGGCUGCGUCAUUCCUUUCUCCGGAGGUUGACAGAGCGAGUUGAGUGUGGCGCGGAUGGCUAGCAGGGAUUUCUGAAGAAAUAUCUUCCACAUCGUGAAAUCCUCAUUAGAACCAAGCGACAACAAUGCCGGCAUAUUUUCAGCGUCCGGAGAACGCUCUAAAAAGGGCCAAUGAGUUCCUUGAGGUUGGCAAGAAGCAGCCAGCUUUGGACGUUCUUUAUGAUGUCAUCAAGAGCAAGAAACAUCGAACAUGGCAGAAGAUCCACGAGCCGAUCAUGCUCAAGUACCUGGAGCUGUGCGUGGACCUGCGCAAGAGCCACCUGGCCAAGGAGGGCCUGUACCAGUACAAGAACAUCUGCCAGCAGGUGAACAUCAAGUCUCUGGAGGAUGUGGUCCGGGCCUACCUCAAGCUGGCGGAGGAGAAGACCGAGACGGCCAAGGGGGAGUCCCAGCAGAUGGUGCUGGACAUCGAGGAUCUGGACAACAUCCAGACCCCCGAGAGUGUGCUGCUAAGUGCCGUGAGUGGGGAGGACACUCAGGACCGUACCGACCGGCUGCUCCUGACGCCCUGGGUGAAGUUCCUGUGGGAGUCGUACCGCCAGUGUCUGGACCUGCUGCGCAACAACUCCAAGGUGGAGCGCCUCUACCACGACAUCGCCCAGCAAGCGUUUAAGUUCUGCCUGCAGUACACCCGCAAGGCCGAGUUCCGCAAGCUGUGUGACAACCUGCGCAUGCACCUGGGGCAGAUCCAGAGGCACCACAACCAGAGCACCGCCAUCAACCUCAACAACCCCGAGAGCCAGUCCAUGCACCUGGAGACCCGGCUGGUCCAGCUGGACAGCGCCAUCAGCAUGGAGCUCUGGCAGGAAGCGUUCAAGGCGGUGGAGGACAUCCACGGCCUCUUCGCCCUGUCCAAGAAGCCGCCGAAGCCCCAGCUGAUGGCCAACUACUACAACAAGGUGUCCACGGUGUUCUGGAAGUCUGGGAACGCGCUGUUCCACGCCUGCACCCUGCACCGGCUGUACCACCUGUCCCGCGAGAUGAGGAAGAACCUCACCCAGGAGGAGAUGCAGAGGAUGUCCACUCGGGUCCUCCUGGCCACGCUGUCCAUUCCCAUCACCCCCGAGCGCACGGACAUCGCCCGCCUGCUCGACAUGGACGGCAUCAUCGUGGAGAAGCACCGCCGCCUCGCCACCCUGCUGGGCCUGCAGGCCCCGCCCACCCGCCAGAGCCUGAUCAACGACAUGGUGAGGUUCAAUCUGCUGCAAUACAUUGUGCCUGAAGUGAAGGAGCUCUACAACUGGCUGGAGGUCGACUUUCACCCCCUGAAGCUUUCCGGAAGAGUGACCAAGGUGCUGAACUGGGUGAAGGACCAGGCUGAGAAGGAGUCAGACCUCCAGCAGUACGUCCCCCACCUGCAGAACAACACCAUCCUCCGGCUCCUGCAGCAGGUGGCCCAGAUCUACCAGAGCAUCGAGUUCAGCCGGCUGGCCUCCCUGGUCCCCUUUGUGGACGCCUUCCAGCUGGAGCGCUCCAUCGUAGACGCUGCCCGCCACUGUGACCUGCAGGUGCGUAUUGACCACACCUCCCGCACCCUGAGUUUCGGGUCGGACCUGAACUACUCGACCAAGGAGGACGCGCCCGUGGGUCCGUUCCUGCAGAACAUGCCCUCCGCGCAGAUCCGCAACCAGCUGACCGCCAUGUCAUCCUCCCUGGCCAAGGCCAUACAGGUCAUCAAGCCUGCCACCAUCCUGCAAGAGCGUGACGAGCAGAGCCAGCAGGCCAUCGCCGCCUACCUGAAAAACGCCCGCAAGGAGCACCAGCGCAUCCUGGCCCGCCGGCAGACCAUCGAGGAGCGCAAGGAGCGGCUGGAGAGCCUGAACAUCCAGCGGGAGAAGGAGGAGCUGGAGCAGCGCGAGGCGGAGCUGCAGAAGGUGCGCAAGGCGGAGGAGGAGCGCCUGCGGCAGGAGGCCAAGGAGCGCGAGAAGGAGCGCAUCAUGCAGGAGCACGAGCAGAUCAAGAAGAAGACCGUGCGCGAGCGCCUGGAGCAGAUCAAGAAGACCGAGCUCGGGGCCAAGGCCUUCAAGGACAUCGACAUCGAGGACCUGGAGGAGCUGGAUCCAGACUUCAUCAUGGCUAAGCAGGUGGAGCAGCUGGAGAAGGAGAAGAAGGAGCUGCAGGAGCGUCUGAAGAACCAGGAGAAGAAGAUCGACUACUUUGAAAGGGCCAAGCGUCUGGAAGAGAUCCCGUUGAUCAAGAAGGCGUACGAGGAACAGCGCAUCAAAGACAUGGAACUGUGGGAGCUGCAGGAGGAGGAAAGGAUAAGCAACAUGAAGGUGGAGCGGGAGAAGGCCCUGGAGCACAAGCAGAGAAUGUCCCGCAUGAUGGAGGAUAAGGAGAACUUUGUGUCCAAGAUCACAGCUGCCCGCAGCUUCAUCUACGAGGAAAAACUGAAACAGUUCCAAGAGCGCCUGGUGGAGGAGCGCAAGACGCGUCUGGAGGAGCGCAAGAAGCAGCGCAAGGAGGACCGGCGAAACACCUUCUACCGGGAGAAAGAGGAGGAGGCGCAGAGGAUCCACGAGGAGCAGCUGAAGAAAGAGCGGGAGGAUCGUGAGCGGGUGGAGCAGGAGCAGCGGGAGGAGGAGGAGCGGGAGUACCAGGAGCGCCUGCGCAAGCUGGAGGAGCAGGAGCGCAAGCAGCGGGCCCGGCAGCAGGAGAUCGAGGAGCGGGAGCGCCGCCGCGAGGAGGAGCGCAGGGUCCCGGAGGAGAAACCCAGCAAGGAUCAGCCGUGGCCUGAGAAAGAGGAAGGAGGCUGGCGUAAGCGCACCGAAGGCGGCGAGUCCGAAUGGAGGCGUCCAGUGGCCGACCGAGACUGGCGCCAGGAGGGCCGCGAGGAGGAGAAGGGGCCCCGGGACGAGGACAAGGAGCCUGCCUUCAGGAGGGGAGCGGACGCUCCCCGUCGUGGCGGUGCUGAGGACCGCGGCCCCAGGAGAGGAUUCGACGAAGACCGCGGCCCCCGCCGGGGAGGGGACGACGACCGUGCUCCCAGGAGAGCGACCGACGAGGACCGGGCCCCCAGGAGAGGAUUCGACGACGACCGCGGCCCACGGAGAGCUUUCGAUGACGACCGCCCCCGCAGAGCCUUCGAUGAGGACAGGGCUCCCAGAAGAGCAUUUGAUGAUGAACGCGGCCCCAGAAGAGGGUUUGAUGAUGACCGUGCCCCCAGAAGAGGUUUCGACGAUGACCGGGCCCCGAGAAGAGGUUUCGAUGAUGCCCCUAGGAGGGGAUUCGAUGAUGACCGUGCACCCAGGAGAACAUUCAGUGAUGCCCCCAGAAGAGGAGGGGAUGAUGAAAGGCCAGCCAGGAGAAGUGGAGACGACCUUGAUGGAGAUGAUCCCAAACCUUGGAAGCCCCGGGGCAGGCCAGAGCUCCUGACGGCGGCUUUUGCAGGUGGAUGGCGUGAGAGGGAGAAGGCGCGGGAGGAGAGCUGGGGACCCCCCCGUGAGGGUGGUGAGCAGAACGACGAUGAUAACCGAAGCGGAGAAGAGCAAGAGUCGUCCGAACGGUUUAGGGACCGCCGCCCGCCACGGGAGGAGAGCGGAGGCGGAGGCGGAGCUUGGAGGCGGGGAGGAGGAGGAGGAGGAGGAGGAGGAGGAGGAGGAGGAGGAGGUGGAGUAGGAGUAGGAGUAGGAGGAGGAGGAGGCUCUGAGGAGACCAGCAGCUGGAGGGACUCCCGGCGCGAGGAGUUGGGCAGCGAGGAUCGCCGCGGCGAGCGCGACCGGCGUGACCGCGACCGCAGGGACGACCGCGAAGCCCGACCGCCAGCCAGAGACGGAGAAGAAGGGGGCUCCUGGCGCCGCGGUGGAGGCGGAGAGGAGCAGAAGGAGGAGCGGGAGGCCCCGGCCCCGGCCCGGGCCCCGCCCCCCCGGGGGCCCGAGCCAGAGAAGUCCUCCUGGCGCUCGGACAAAGACGCCGACAACUCGCGCCGCACCACCAAGAACGAAACCGAUGACGACGGCUGGACCACGGUCCGCCGCUGAGCCCCCCCGCGCCCCCGCCCCCCCCCGGACGGCCGCUCAGGGGAGCGCCCUCCGCAUCAUGACCCAAAACCAGUUAACACCUUACCAAUAUGCCAAAAUGUACCUUUCUUCAAUCCAGACCCAGUUCUAUCUUGUGGAAAAACAACAAACAAAAAAACAACAUGGCUUCUUAAUCCUCUGAUGAAAGUAGUUGAUUCUCAAUUUGUUCUGCAUGCGUAGAGUAUUUAAUCGGUCUCUCGCAAUAUUUGCUGUGUGGAUCUUUGGGGUAUUUUUUGCCACAGGCUAUAUCAACAUUUAAGUGAAAAUUUUGAGCAGUGAAAUGAAUUCCUUCUUUCCUGUGCAGUUAGUUUGCUGUAGCUUCUAUACCUGUCUGUGCAGCAGCUGUUCCAUCUAGCUGCAGAUUCACAUGGUUUCAUGCUUUUAGACCACACCACACUUAUUAAUAAAAGUCAUUUGCUCAAA